Messenger RNA from Nicrophorus vespilloides, 475 nucleotides. RefSeq names its product peptidyl-prolyl cis-trans isomerase NIMA-interacting 4. Gene Ontology annotation, molecular function: DNA binding; peptidyl-prolyl cis-trans isomerase activity. The record is from RefSeq and is a predicted model, not a curated record. Gene Ontology annotation, biological process: rRNA processing. The transcript has 2 exons. Lineage: Eukaryota; Metazoa; Arthropoda; Insecta; Coleoptera; Silphidae. The coding region runs from base 65 to 445 and encodes 126 amino acids.
GGCAACUUUAGCAUCAACCCAGUCAGUAAAGUUAGGUUAAUUUUGUUGUGCAGCUACAAUAAGAAUGCCUCCGAAGAAGGGUGCAGCAAAACCGGCGAAGGGGGCCAAAGGCGGUGAUGACUCUGAGAAAGGUGGUAAGGAGAAAAAAGGUGGGACUGCGGUUAAGGUGAGACACAUUCUAUGCGAAAAACAGUCAAAAUGUUUGGAAGCAUUAGAGAAGCUGAAGGCAGGUCAGAAGUUUCCUGAGGUGGCUGCAGCUUACAGUGAGGAUAAGGCCAGAUCUGGUGGUGAUCUGGGUUGGAUGACCCGUGGUUCUAUGGUGGGUCCUUUCCAGGAUGCAGCUUUUGCCCUACCCAACUCUACUGUUAACAGUCCAGUCUACACAGAUCCCCCAAUUAAAACCAAGUUUGGUUACCACAUUAUAAUGGUGGAAGGAAAGAAAUAAAUAUAUUGUUUUGUAUGUUUUUAUUUACUA